CGCCGAAGCGCGCGACAAAACCUCUGCAACAACUCAGCUGUUGUUCCAUCCCUGCUCUCGUGCGCUCUCGCAUUCAGCGCGUGACCCUUCCAAGAGGGCAGUGGUCGUGAGCAGAACCUAUAUUAGCGCGGGUGUGUUAUUAGGCAGCGAUGGCGAACAUUAUGGGUCCUUUGGAUGCGGCCACCGCAGCGGUGGUGCGCGACUACCACGUAGAGCCCCGCAUGGAGUACCGGACGAUCUCGGGCGUUAACGGGCCCUUGGUUAUCCUGGAGAACGUGAAGCUGCCCAAGUACGCGGAGAUCGUGGACCUGACGCUGUCGACGGGCGAAAAGCGCCAAGGGCAGAUCCUGGAGGUGUUCGGCAGCCGGGCGGUGGUCCAAGUGUUCGAGGGGACCCACGGAAUCGACAACCGUAACACAAGGGUGUCCUUCACGGGGGACGUGCUUAAGAUGGCCAUCUCCGAGGAGAUGCUCGGGAGGGCCUUCAACGGGUCCGGCAAGUGCAUCGACAACGCGCCUCCUGUGCUUGCCGAGGACUACCUUGACAUUAUGGGACAGCCCAUCAACCCCUCUUGCCGAGACUACCCCAAGGCUAUGAUCCAGACCGGUAUCUCCGCCAUCGACGUCAUGAACUCCGUGGCCCGUGGACAGAAGAUCCCCCUCUUCUCGGCUGCCGGUCUCCCUCACAACGAAGUAGCCGCGCAGAUCUGUCGUCAGGCUUCUUUGGUGAAGCAGAAGGACGUGUUCGACAGCCACGACGACAACUUCGCCAUCGUCUUCGGAGCCAUGGGUGUUAACAUGGAAACUGCACGCGGCGCCAUGCAAAGGACGGCCCUAUUCCUCAACCUCGCCAACGACCCGACGAUCGAGCGUAUCAUCACGCCUCGCCUGACACUCACCACCGCCGAGUACCUGGCCUACGAGCGCGACCUGCACGUGCUCGUUAUCCUUACCGACAUGUCGUCGUACGCCGACGCUCUGCGUGAGGUGUCCGCCGCCCGCGAGGAAGUCCCCGGUCGCCGUGGUUACCCCGGGUACAUGUACACCGAUUUGUCCACCAUCUACGAGAGGGCUGGUCGCGUUACCGGGAGAAACGGGUCCAUCACACAGCUGCCCAUCUUGACGAUGCCCAACGACGAUAUCACUCACCCGAUCCCCGACCUGACGGGCUACAUCACGGAGGGUCAGAUCUACCUGGACAGGCAGCUGCACACCAAGGAGAUCUUCCCCCCCAUCAACGUGCUCCCGUCGCUCUCCCGUCUGAUGAAGUCGGCCAUCGGGGAGGGAAUGACCAGGGAGGACCACUGGAACGUUUCCAACCAGCUCUACGCCAUGUAUGCUCAGGGCAAGGACGUGAUGGCGAUGAAGGCAGUUGUGGGCGAGGAGGCCCUCAGCCUGGAGGACCACCUUUUCCUCAACUUCGUCGAGAAGUUCGAGGCCAAGUUCGUUUCCCAGGGACCCUACCAGGCACGUUCCAUCUUCGAGUCGCUCGACCUGGCGUGGUCGCUCCUGCGGUCCUUCCCCAAGGAGCUCCUCAAGAAGAUCACCAAGAAGCAGUUGGAGGCGUGGUACUCCAGGCGCGCCGCGGCCAAGCAGGCGGGGGCGUCGGACCUCGUAUCGGGCGACGCAAAGGAAGAGGAGUAAGAGUAAGCGACCUCCCCUCUCGGACGCGCAUUUUGUAUUUGUUCUUUUCUUUUGUUUCCCAGGUUGUGUGUGUUGUCGUCGGACGGGUGCAAGAAAAAUGAGCAGACCGCUCCCGCGGUUUUGUGAGCCUCCCAAGGUGUUUGAAACCCCUGGUAGCCAUGUGGGGGAAGGGGGGGGGGGGGCGAACAGUUAGCUGUACCUCCGGUGAAGCAACACCUGUGUAGGUUAGGUAGUUAGUCACUUCCGUUGUGCCCCUCUAGCCAUUGCCAGUAUGAUUAGCGGCAAGAGCAGGAGCUGACAGUGAUGGAUCGUUCUCUCGCUGUUCCGGGUGAGGGGGGGUGAUCGAUGGGUUCCACCUGUUGAGCGCUACUAAUAGCGGAGACGAUUUUUGCAAUGUUGGGAACAGCGGGGUGGCUUGUCUUUGUGCACCCCUCUCUGCUGAAGCAAUGGCUCCACUGGCACGGCUCGUGGCUGGGAUAACUGCGGCACACAUUAGUGCACAGAUGUAGUGCGGAGAACCGACGUGGCUAACGAAGCCUCCUGCACUACUCCGCGCCGACAGAUUCUCAGAUCCUGUUUUGUUAUUGGCGUACGGUGAUAUGUCUAGGUUCUCUGGGUUGAUCGUGCGUGUUCACUUUGUCGGCAAGAAGAGUUGGCAUGAUGCAUUAUUUGCGGGCGGGCGCGUACAAGCGUUUAUUUUUGGUUCGGAGUAAUGUCUCCCGGUUAUUCUCUGUAGUGGUGCUGACCAUGUGACGACCCUCUCGACGGGAAUAGAGAACAAGCGCGCCUUUGCUGACGUUGAGGGGGGGUCGGGUUCCCGCGGCCUCGUUUUUGUCGCCUUUCUGAGCAGGGCUAGGCCGGUGCCGUUUUUCCAUAGUCUACACCGCACACGUGAAUGGUUUAGUCAGUUGUGCUUCGCUCGCGUCUUGAGGCGGCGGAGUCCACUUUUUAGGAAUAGGCAGCAGUAGUGUGGAAUAGGGGCUGGUUUGCUUCGAUGCGUGUAUC
Ectocarpus siliculosus is the source of this 2648-nucleotide messenger RNA. Lineage: Eukaryota; Phaeophyceae; Ectocarpales; Ectocarpaceae. The record is from the annotation of a GenBank genome assembly.